GUGUGUGUGUGUGUGUACCCUGAGACUUACCUAGAAGUGCACUGAUCAUCUGCGUCUCUUCGCACCACGCACUUAAUAAACCUGGUUUAUUUCACUAUAAUAUUGUUUUAUUUGAUAAUUGUACCUGAUCAAUAUUCCACCAACAAGAAGCGCGCGUAAAAUGACACGAUAUCAACAAAAUUUCCUUACGUAGCUUCAUGUUGCAGAUAGGCGACUUCUGUGGCAAAAAUUGCGCGUUACUCUUAGGAAACAAUCUUAAAAAUAGCAGUUCACCUGGCCAAAGCUACAAUUGGUACCGACCGACAAGAGUCAUGGGCGCACCAAAGCAAGUAAAACCAUAGAAAAAUUUACUGCACAGACUUUUUGCGAGAAAAACUCGGCGUCUGCCAGCGUCCGCGCAACGAACGCGGGCUCGCUAGCAGACGACGCACUAGACAACGACAGCAAAAUUGAAGACCUCAUAUGCCUCAGACACGUAGCAAAAAGGUGUCAAGCGCACCUCCGCCCCAAUUUAGUUCGCUCGCAGCGCCCUCGCACAAUUUUUCCACACGCGGCGCCUCAGCGGGAGGGCGUCGUUCGGGACACACUACCAUUGUCUAGUACACUCUCUAGUAGAGAUCAUGGUAGAGAUAGCUGCUGAAGCGAUGGUGUGCGCGUACAUACACGCGCGCAAAAAGGAACAACCGAAUGAAGUAGCUUCACGCGUAUAUUUCAGGCCAUUGCCUCCUCUAUUCAGGGGGGAGGUUCCUGUGUGUCGGGGCAUAGUGAAAAACGUAGUAUCGUCUUUUCGUUUUCUGGCGCGGAGCGUUGAGUACGCUCUGGCGUUUUCGCAUGGUUGCGCGAGUUGUGUACAAGUGUCGUCAAGCUAGCUUGUUUUGAACUCUCUGGUGGUGCAUGGCGAGAACGCUUCGAGUUCAAACAUGACAUUAGCCACGCGUGGUGAUGCGUCCGAAGAAACACAUUUCGGCUUCGGUUGGCGAUGCUUUAAGGAUGUUUCAGCGUCAUCGGACCAAGUCACGGUGUUGCGAAUGGAUAUUGCCGGUGAGGAAACCGCUGGCGAGUGGGUGAAACGGUACAGCGCUGCGACUCUUACUCAGUGGUGUGUCUACAGCGUGUCGAAGGAAGAGAAGUGCCAGAAAAUGGUGUACCACAAGACAUGGCGUUGUCACCUUCAUGGUCGAAAGAAGGUGUCCACAGGCUGCACUGCCAUGAUUGAUGUAAAAAUAAAGAAAGUAAACAGGAAUACAAAGAAAAAUGACAAAUACCUUCGGUGGGAUCCACCACUGUGCGCUGUCGUCAGGUUGGCCCAGCAGCACAAUCAUCCUGUGGAGAGUGCUGAUGCCUUGCGGCUUCUGCGCUGCAAUGAUGAAACAAGGGCCCUUUUCUACGGGUAUUUUUCUGAGGGCUUGACACCGUUGGAGGCUAUGCGGCUCCACGAGGGUCUUUUGGCUGCCGAGUGUCCCGAGUACCUUGUGCAUUUGACCAGUGGUGCCUCUAACCCGAAGGCAAGGACUGUGUACUACCUUUAUAAAAAGUGGCAGCAAGAGCACCACGGUGCAGUCGUUGAACCGUUCACAAAGUUGCGGGAAAAAGUUUCCAAGUACUUGGAACAAGGUGUUGAUGUGAGAAUCUGCAAUGGAGAAGACUCUGGUUCUUGGGCAGUUCUCGUGGUGACUGCGGUAAUGCAACGCGCUCAACUGCUUGAAUCAUCAUCUGAGACUAUAUUCAUAGACUCAACCGCAUCCUGUGACACAACCCACAGCACUGUGACUGUGAUGAUGACUGCUACGGCUGCUGGUGCUGUACCAAUCGGUGUUGUGAUUCACAACACCCAAACAACUGAGGGCUAUGCAAAUGCCUUUCAGCUCUUCAAGAGUGCCUAUCCGCUCUGCUUUGGAGGUCUUGAUAAACCGGGUGCUUUCAUGACCAACAACAGUGCAGCACAAAAGGCGGCACUGCGAGAAACGUGGCCUGAAGUGAGACAACUACUCUACCAUUUCCACAUGGCUCAAUCGGAAUGGCGUUGGCUGACAAUGGCCAAGCACAGUGUCAGCCCAGAACAAAGAAAGCAACUCUUAGCAGUUUUCCAGAAGAUCAUGUAUGCUGACACACCAGAGCUGUUGGAGGUGGCCAAGGAGGAGCUCCACUGCCAGGGACAUGCUGGUUAUAUAGCCCAUGUAGAGACGCUUCUUGAAAAUGAAGAAGAAUGGGUGCUCCUCUUCCGGCUAAACAUGAAGACAAGGGGACGUGAUACGAAUAGCUACUCAGAGGCAUCAGUCCGGGUCCUGAAAGACAUUGUUUCAUACCGGACAGAGGCAUUCAGUGUUGUUGCACUUGUCGAAUUUGUGGCCGUUGUCUUCGAGAAGUACGUCCAAGACAAAAUAUGGCAGCAUGCCACCCAGCAAGUGGCUGACCAUAGGCUUUUUUAUGAAAGCCCACUGACAAUAUUGCCAGAAGAAGCACAGCCACUUGUAGUGCAUGUUGGCGACGAUCAUUACACGGUCUCAAGUUGCACUAAAAAAGAAAAAUCGUAUGAUGUAUUUGCCCAAAUUGGAUUGUGCUCGUGCCGUUCUGGACAACAAGGUGCAUUCUGCAAACAUCAGGCACUUAUUUUCAAGAUGGUGGGCGCAACAUUCCCUAAUGCCCCGUUGCUGAGCAAAGGAGGACGCCAUGAACUAGGUUGGCUGGCAUUUGAUAAAGAAUGUCCCAACAUUAAUAUUUUUGACACCUCCCAGAACCAUAGUGUUCAGCCAGUUGGCGCGCCUUUAGAUGCCCCUGCCACAAGCCCAGCACCCCCACCAGAACUGGCAAGCCCUGGCCCUUCAAGUCAAGCAUCGCUAGCAACUCAGUCAGUGAAUGAGGAACCAAAUUAUUUCCAUAGCUUGGUGAUGUCAUUCCAGCGGCUCGAAAGUCUGGCUGGCGAUGACCCCACAUGCCAGAAGUAUGCAGCAAAACUUUCCAAGCAGCUUGAAAAGGUCACAAACAAGGAGACCUUGAAGGAUGUCAUGAUGACGAUGAGGGCAGCUGUGUGCAGGGCUACCAAGCGUCGAACCAAAACCUGUGUACUGCCCACAAGCAUCACCAGGCGACGGCUUGGGCUCAACAGGGGCUGUUUCACAAAGAUUUCAUAACAGCGCCAGCAAGCCAUCAUCGAGCGCGCUCUCCCUCUACAAAGGUAAUUGCUAAUUGGAAAGCUUGAACAACUGCUUACACGUAGCUGAGACAGGCUGCUCAAGACAAUCUGGUAAACCGGGAACUCCAUCGUUCAGCUUCAUCAUCAUAACGCUGGAGCCGGUUGGAAUCGGUCCCCUACAGGGAUAAGCUUUAAACAAACCGUCCACUUUGUUGAAGGCUGAAAGGCUGAAAGGCUUGAAAAACUCUUCUUGCUAAAGUGCCCUGCCGUUGAGAAAA
Molecule: messenger RNA, 3411 nt
Organism: Dermacentor andersoni
Lineage: Eukaryota; Metazoa; Arthropoda; Arachnida; Ixodida; Ixodidae
Molecular function (GO): zinc ion binding
Source: RefSeq, a predicted model, not a curated record